GCGCUUCCGGUCGGCAAGAUGGGGGCUCGCAGGAGGAAGCGUGCGGCGCGGGACCCUAAGGAGGGCAUCCCGAGCCCGCCCGGCUACUCAGCCAUUCCGAUCAAGUUCUCUGAAAAGCAGCAGGCUUCCCAUUACCUCUACGUGAGAGAACACAGAGUUCGAGAAGGCACCAAGUCUACCUGGCCUCAGAAGCGUACCCUUUUUGUCCUCAAUGUGCCCCCAUAUUGCACGGAGGAGUGCUUGUCGCGCCUCCUGUCCACCUGUGGCCCCAUCCAGUCUGUGGAGCUACAGGAGAAGCCAGACCUUGCUGAGAGCCCAAAAGAGCCAAAGUCGAAGUUUUUUCACCCCAAGCCCGUUCCGGGGUUCCAAGUAGCCUACGUGGUGUUCCAGAAGCCAGGUGGAAUGUUGGCUGCCUUGACCCUGAAGGGCCCUUUGCUGGUCUCGACAGAGAGUCACCCUGUGAAGACUGGCAUUCACAAGUGGAUCAGUGACUACGCAGAUUCGCUGCCCGACCCUGAGGCCCUGAGGGUCGAAGUGGACACAUUUAUGGAGGCGUAUGACCAGAAGAUAGCUGAGGAGGAGGCUAAGGCCAAGGAGGAGGACGGAGUUCCUGACGAGGAGGGCUGGGUGAAGGUGACCCGCCGCGGCCGGCGGCCCGUGCUUCCCCGGACUGAGGCAGCCAGCCUGCGGGUGCUGGAGAGGGAGAAGCGGAAGCGCGCCCGCAAGGAGCUGCUCAACUUCUACGCCUGGCAGCACCGAGAGUCCCAGAUGGAGCAUCUAGCACAGCUGCGCAAGAAGUUUGAAGAGGACAAGCAGAAGAUUGAACUGAUGCGAGCCCAGCGCAAAUUCCGACCCUACUGAGCCGUGCUGGCCAUGGGCUCUCAUGGAAAGCAGCGGCAAGUGGGUAGAGGUGUGGGGCCAGCUAGAAUUAGGGGCCAGGCAGGGCCUGCAACACAUCCAAAGAGGCCAUUCUCUGGGGAACUGGCACUAGGCCCAGGGGCCAUCAUGUCCAGCAGCCCCAUCUCUGAGCCCACACAGGCUGGCGUGAGGGAGUGUCACCCUUGAUUAUUGUGCUUCACCCACCCUGGGCCCAGUGUUGGCGAGGCCUGCCCAGCAGGAAGACGUGGACUCAGGAAGUGGCUCCUUCCCUCUCCUGCCUAUAGACUCUCCUCAAGGAAACUAGAUCCAAGACCAGCUCUAUUCUCCCCUUUUUCUCAAUGGAAAAGCCCCUGCUGGCAGUGAAACAGCCUCAAAAGCACUGGGAACACAAGAACAUUGUAGUUUGCAUGCAGUUGGGCAGCAGGGAAAGGCUGCAGGCCUGGGUGUGCUAUCCUGGCCCCUCCUUCCUCCAGCUGCUGCCUGCUCACUGCAGAUCAUUAAGACAAGAUAGAUGCCCCCCGAGUCCAGACACUGUCUCCCUCUUGAAGUCACGAGUGGUAAAGUCAUGAUCUUGCUCCCUUCCCCCUAACUGCCAAUUGCGCUGGUCUUCAAGACUACCGGGACCCAUGCCCGCCACACCUGGCCUUGCUGGGGGGCAUGGGAGCUGGAGUCCAGGUGGGGGCUGGUAAGUCUGGUGAGCACAAGGUUGCUGAAGCCCCAGGCCCAGAGCUACAGCUGGGCUGGGAUCCCAUGUUUAUUUUGUAAAAAGGAGCUGGUGAUGGUGGCCACGUUGUGGGGCUCGUUCAUGUGGGGUGUAGUGAUUGCCUGAGACUGCCACAAACUGGAACCACUGGAGAAGGGUGAGGCGCAUGGUGAGGUGUGGCCAGAGGAGGUGGCACUCCCCACCCAUGGCCAGGUGAGCCUGGGAAGCUCCGCAGGCCCCUCUGGUGUGUCAGGGUCUCCCAUGGCCUGACGCUUCCCAUGGGUCAGGAGCACCCCCAAAUGCUCAGCUCCUUGGGCGCCAGUCAGUCCACAGCAGCGCAGGGACUCAGAGGCCACACAAGGGGUCUGGCCAUCUGAGUGGUAAAGCUGUAGAGUGAGGCGGGGAGGGGCUGUAGUCAGCUAGAUCAGGUCUGCCUGAGAGAAGAUUCGAGAUGGCAGCUCUCAAGCUUGCUCCCCCAGGAGACAGAAUAGCAGCACAGGAAAGCCUCAUCUGUCUCGGCAUUGACUGGUUGCCAGCCAGCCACAGAUGGGAUUCCCAUUUGUGACAAGGCCAAGAUGUGUGUAGAAGCCCCAGUGUCAGGGGUCUAUAGGUGGAUGGUGAUCGUAAAAUGCGGGUGCCCUGACCCUAAAGACCCCGGCAAGGAUUGAAGUCGCAACCCCAGCCUGCAGCCAGCACACCCACUGAUGAGACUGCUGGGAAGUGGUAAGAGGCGACAAGUUGAUCUGCUCCUCUGGGACCCUGUAAAAUGUGGCACUACCUCUGGCAGUUGUGCCUGGCUCAGAGGCAUAUAUGAGGACAAUAAAACUGGAAGAUUUUGCCAACAAAAGG
This is a messenger RNA of Cynocephalus volans (Philippine flying lemur), 2431 nucleotides long. It is a transcript of the gene RRP7A, whose product is annotated as ribosomal RNA processing 7 homolog A. Gene Ontology annotation, cellular component: UTP-C complex; CURI complex. NCBI's taxonomy places the organism in Eukaryota, Metazoa, Chordata, Mammalia, Dermoptera, Cynocephalidae. The record is from RefSeq and is a predicted model, not a curated record. Gene Ontology annotation, molecular function: nucleic acid binding. The transcript is spliced from 7 exons. Gene Ontology annotation, biological process: rRNA processing; ribosomal small subunit assembly. The coding region runs from base 19 to 861 and encodes 280 amino acids.